Molecule: messenger RNA, 2103 nt
Organism: Rotaria sp. Silwood2
Lineage: Eukaryota; Metazoa; Rotifera; Eurotatoria; Philodinida; Philodinidae
Source: the annotation of a GenBank genome assembly
AUGGUGACAACGGAUACCAGCGGCAGUCUUUCUCUUCUAUCAGGAAGUACUAUGGAAGGCCAAACUUAUGCGCGUCAUUUGGCGAAUCAAAAUAUUCAAGAUAUUGACAUUUUAAUCCACUGUGGCAUCAUCAAAUCUGAGAAGAAUCUCAUUGGAACAGGUGUUCCAGGAUUUGUUCGAAUUAGAUUUGAUGAUGGAAUAGAAGCUACAGGCAGUACGGAAUUUACAGCUCAAGACGGUGCUAAUGGUGUUCGUUGUCUAAAUGGAUUUCGACUCAAAGAAAAAAAUUGUACAAGUGAAACAACAAUCGGUGCUCCUUUAUCUUAUGUUCAGCGAACAGGUGAAACAUCAUCUGAUGCAUCUGGUGCAGCUGCAACACAAACUUUGAACUAUCAAACAAUUGAUAUCAGCAAACAGUUUCACGAUGCUCUUUUACACAUUGAACACCAGCGUGAUCAACUGAAUUUUGAUACUAUUCGAACGAAUUAUGUUCUAUUCAGUAAAGGCGUAUGUCAAUCCAUAGCUCAAUAUGCUUUGCCAUUAUACCGGACGCCGUACAAUGCAGCAAUGUUUGAAGAACAACAUAUCAAUGAUCAAACUUUUCGUGAUCUGUUCACUUUAGUCGGUCCUGCCUAUGACCAUAGUUUACCACAAGUGACUCUGGUCCGUAUUACAGCUCUUCUUGAUUUCUAUGAUAAAUAUGCCCAUAUUGGUAAUCCCAAUAAUAUUACGGAUAUGGCAGAUUAUUUUAAAUCUUGUGCUCCUGUCGAUGUUGAUCUUGUUCCUUCACUUCAAUUGAAGUUUUGGCCGACGGAUAUUCUACCUUUUCUAGAACGAAUCAAAAUUAAUCGUCCGAAAAUUUAUCGUUUGAUUAUAGAUAAAUCAUCGAUGCAUGUCAUUCCGAAAUGGUCAACAAAAACGCCACGAUGUGAUCGGGAGCUCGAGUUCCGUUAUUCAUUUUCAGCCGCUGAAUUGAUUCUCGCUCAACAACGUUCCAUCGAGGAACGUGUCUUGAAUGGGAUUGCACGAAGUAUCUAUUAUAAAUUUUUGAAAGGCCAAAAAGUAUCGGCACAGAACGUGAUACCGUCUUAUUUUGUUAAAACCACAGUAUUAUGGAUGUGUGAAACGAUGGAUUUCACUACUGAUAAUGAAGAAACAUUAGCCAAAAGAUGGCUCCGAUAUGCUGUCGAUCGAUUGAAUGAACGAGACUGUCCACAUUACAUUAUUCCUCAUUUGAACAUACUCGAACCGUAUUCUGCCGAAUCGUUACAAAAAGCUGUAGAGAUUCUAUUACAAGUCGAUGUCAAAGAGACUCAUGAAAUACAAAUGUUUUCUAGUACGGGUCAACAAUUCUAUCGGAACAAAUAUAAUCAGAAUCUUGCCGAGUUUUUUAGUCAAAUGAAAAUUAUGAAUAUCAUUAAUGCUCUACAUGAUUAUCGACAAUUUAAAAAAAUAUGGAUCAGUUUAGAUUCACAAUUGAUAAUUGAUGAUGAUGAAACAGAUAUGAACGAAACAUUGACUAUUCUCAAUUCAUUACGUGGAUUAGAUGGUGACUAUGAAAACUGGAAAAAAUUUCGAAAAAUAUUUUUAGCCUGUACACCGCCUUUGCCACCAAUUUGGGGUGAAACAGUGAAUGUUGACAGUGCUGCUGGUUUUGCGGAAGGUUUACUCAGCAUUGGCGUGAUUCUCACAUUUAUGAAUGAACAUGUCUCAUCGAACAACUUACUGUCUUCACAAGGCGCACAGUGUAAUAUGCAAGAUUUUCAAAAUUAUCAAAAUGUCAUUCAUCAAUAUUUAGAGCCACAAACACUUUAUUCCAGUUUACAAUCAACAUAUUCUUACUUGUACAAUCAAUCAGUAGACGCAUUUGAACGACGACGAUUAAUUGAUUAUCAUCCUUAUGGACCCAAAAUGCAACCAACUCAAGGCAGAGAAGAAAACAAUCUCUCUAAGUUAAUCAUGGAACUGUGUCAAUAUGCCCCUGAUGAACACAUAACCUUAAGAGAUGCCUAUCAACAACGGCUGCUGAAUACUAUGACAGAUGAUGAACUGAUAGCUCUUGCUAUUCAGAAGUCCAUUGAUGACCAAGGCGGUUCAACAUGA